Molecule: messenger RNA, 3951 nt
Organism: Schistocerca americana (American grasshopper)
Lineage: Eukaryota; Metazoa; Arthropoda; Insecta; Orthoptera; Acrididae
Gene: slmb
Product: beta-TrCP
Exons: 12
Coding region: 281-1849 (522 amino acids)
Molecular function (GO): protein dimerization activity
Source: RefSeq, a predicted model, not a curated record
UGCAGCGUAGGUGUACGCAAUCGGUACGGUGUACAUCGUUUGUCACGUGUCGCUUUCUUCACCUUUUAGCCAAAUAACCGACGAAUGUAAUCAUGUACUGCACUUAAUAUGAAUGCGAACGGGAGACGGCCCUGUAUUGUAUGUCACUCGCGUCGUUACCACUGCCAUCUAUAGAGGUCAAUGACGUCACUUCAUGAAAUAAGGGCAUCGACUUCCGGUUUGUUCAAGGAGCAGUGAUUGUCUUGUAUUUAGACUGAUUUUGAUAGUACUGGUGUAAACAAUGCUCAAUAUGGAAACGGACAAGAUCAUGGAAGACAGCAAUUCCAGUACUCAGUACCCAAUGACGAUACUCUAUGAUCCUGCACGGAAGAAAGAACCAUCACCACAGUAUGUGACUGAAAGAGAAGUGUGCUUAAAGAUGUUUGAAAAAUGGAGCGAACAAGAUCAAGUAGAAUUUGUGGAGCACUUGCUCUCACGCAUGUGCCACUAUCAGCAUGGCCAUAUAAAUACAUAUUUGAAACCCAUGUUGCAGAGGGACUUCAUUUCACUUUUACCAAAAAAAGGUCUGGACCAUGUUGCAGAAAAUAUACUGUCUUACCUGGAUGCAGAGUCACUGAGCUCUGCUGAAUUAGUUUGUAGAGAAUGGUACAGAGUUAUUUCAGAAGGGAUGUUGUGGAAAAAAUUAAUUGAAAGGAAGGCAAGAACAGAUUCCCUGUGGAGGGGGUUGGCUGAAAGGAGAGGCUGGAUACAAGACUUGUUCAAGCCCAAGCCUGGUGAAAGCCAUCCUAAUCACUCAUUUUACCGAUCACUGUAUCCCAAAAUUAUUCAGGAUAUUGAGAGUAUAGAAAACAAUUGGAGAAUGGGAAGACAUAACCUGCAGAGAAUUAACUGCAGGUCGGAGAACUCUAAAGGUGUAUACUGUUUGCAGUAUGAUGACCACAAGAUAGUAUCUGGUCUAAGAGACAACACAAUUAAAAUAUGGGACAGAAGUACACUGCAGUGCACAUCGGUCCUGACAGGUCACACAGGUUCUGUAUUGUGCUUGCAGUAUGAUGAUAAAGUCAUCAUCAGCGGCUCAAGUGAUUCAACAGUUAGAGUAUGGGAAGUAGAAACAGGUGAAAUGGUGAACACAUUAAUACAUCAUUGUGAAGCUGUGCUUCACUUAAGGUUCAACAAUGGAAUGAUGGUUACUUGCUCCAAGGAUCGCUCCAUCGCUGUUUGGGACAUGACGUCUGCAACGGAAAUCAUGCUGAGGCGUGUGUUAGUAGGUCAUAGGGCAGCUGUGAAUGUUGUAGACUUUGAUGAAAAAUACAUAGUGUCGGCUUCUGGUGACAGAACUAUUAAAGUGUGGAAUACAUCAACGUGUGAAUUUGUGCGGACUCUUAACGGUCAUAAACGAGGAAUUGCGUGUCUACAGUAUCGAGAUCAUCUUGUUGUCAGUGGGAGUUCUGAUAACACCAUCAGACUUUGGGACAUUGAAUGUGGAGCCUGUUUACGUGUUCUUGAAGGCCACGAAGAAUUGGUUAGGUGUAUUAGGUUUGACAGCAAAAGGAUUGUCAGCGGUGCAUACGAUGGGAAAAUUAAGGUCUGGGACUUGGUAGCUGCCUUAGAUCCUCGUGCUCCUGCAAGUACGUUGUGCCUACGAACUCUUGUGGAACAUACGGGAAGAGUCUUCCGCCUCCAGUUUGAUGAGUUCCAAAUUGUUAGCAGCUCUCAUGACGACACCAUUCUAGUAUGGGAUUUCCUGAACUGCAACCCGCCAGAAGGAACGCCCCAGCAGCAAACGUCUAUGGUGCACGUUGACAUCCGCUCUCCAACACGCACGUACACUUACAUCUCAAACUUUUGAGUGACGUUCCUUCAGUGUAACUGAUUUCCUCUGUGAUAAACGGAAAUUCUGCUGUAACAUGGUGGACAGCAGAAAUUGUUUGCACCGUCGGUGUUACCACGAGCAUCAGAAGGAAUACCUUAGUGGCAGUGUGUUGCUGAGGUGGUGUGCUGUAAUGGUCUGCUGCAUGUGUACUCUUUGUGAGGAAUAACUUCAGGUUGCAAGAUGUGCUCAUGCAUACACUAAAGGCUUUAUAAAAUUUUGUAAAAUAUGAAUUACGGACUUCUGGCAAACUGUUGCGCAGUGAACUAAAAAAUGGACAAGCCACCAGUUCAUCAAGUGAAUAUGUAUUGUGCAGCAUGCCUUCUGUGGAUUGGUGGUACUGAAACUAUUCUUAGCUGCAUCACGCUAGUGAAAACUUUCCAUAAAUUGUAAUUCAUUGUGAUAUGGGAAAAAGUUUUAUUUAUUACAAACAGACCUAACAUGUGCACUAUUUGACUAAGGAAACUGUUCAGCUAGUGAGCUGUGGCGACCUCAAUGUUCGAUAUUUUUUUCCUAAGAAAAAUAUGCAAUUCAUACGAACAUCUUUGAGUGGAAAUUGUGCAGAAAGUAUUAUUUAUAGGUAGGUGCACAUUUAUUGCAAGUGACAAUGUAGUGCUUUCGUUAAAUUGUAUAUUGUACUUUAAUCAUGCCUUUAGACCGCAAGAGCAGGACAGUGUCUGUUAACAGGCUUUGAAGGCUCUGUUGUUUUAUAGGCCUAAAACACUGCUAUGCAGUGUUAGAAGACUAGCUGUGUUGUAUAUCUGUAAACUAGUGCUUGAUAUUGUAUUAUAUUAAAUUGCAUUCCACAUGCAAAUUGUUGUUGUUUUUGUGUGAGUCAUCUGCAGUUUUUGACAUAGGAAAAUAAAAAGUUUUUACAAAUGUUUUGAUGUGGAAUAGUUAAAUAGAAAAUGUUUCCUUCACCUUCGAUUUGUGACAUCAGUGUAGUUGUACAUGAAUUGUCCUCUGCUGUUUCAUGCCACUUUUUUACAUAAAAAAAUGACUUUGCAUAGAACUCUAGAUAGAUUUUGCAGAAAUUUUUUGCAAAUUUUCAAUUUUUGAGGAUGGUACAUUUGCAGAAAGGUUAGAACAAAUUGCCAUUAGGAGUAGGUCCUCAGUAAGAGACUGCACCUGAUGUAAUGUUAUUAUCAGCUUGUAUUGUCUUGUUUUAUUUUUUUUAUAAGAUCUGUCUUGCCAAUGGUGCAUAUUAUAUGCUUUGGAGCUGCUGUCACAGGCUGAAGCAUUACAGGUGUGAAAAAUGGUAACUUUUUAAGGAGGUAUAAUCACCCAUCUUUGUAAUAUAGCUUUAUAUUUCACUUCAUUCUACUUUGUUCCUGUAUUUUAAAAUUAGACUGAAACUUAAUUUUCGUGUGAUAAUUUUUUUUACUUUACUCUUUAUCUACGUAUUUGUUGAGGUUCUCCCUUUUUAUUGAGCUCUGUUACAUAGUAUAUUUAUGGUAUCAUGUUAGAAUUUGACAAUUAAAUACAGAUAGGCUGCUAUGUCACAUUCUGCAGAGACAUGAAAUUUAACUGCUGGAUGCCUGUGAUAAAGUGGAUGAAUUUUGUUAUUAAUAAUCUGUAACAGCUUCUCUGCAUUGUUUGACGCAGUCUUUUUAAGGCACAAGAAUUUCAUUGUUCUUAUGUUAUUGUGUUGAUAAUGGCAUGAUCUCACGAGAUGCUAUCUAGAUUGAUGUAAAGCUGAAUUUUUGGUUUGGAUAUUUGAUUCAAACAUCUUGAGUGAGAGACUGUAUCUAUUAGAUAUGGCUAAAUGCACUUCAGUUUGUAUGUAUAGCUUAAUUAUAUUUGCUUUUCCUGUAAUAGGAUUGCAUUGUAGUGACUGAGCUGCCUUCAUUCUAAGGUGGUCAAGGAUCUUGUAAAGAUAAGAACCUAGGCUUGCGUGGUGUUACAUAGCAAUAUUUCAGAGCACACAAUUUAAUGUUGUUUUACAUUUUGUACUAUUUUAUUGCUUCUGUUGAGUUUUGACUGUGAAAAUUGAAUGAAAUUGAGAAUUCAGCCUGAAAACAGUCCAGAUAUGUACAUGUGUGUCAUGGUGUGCAUUAAAUUUUUUAAUGACAACAUAUAAA